Messenger RNA from Vicia villosa (hairy vetch), 735 nucleotides. Its product is annotated as caricain-like. Gene Ontology annotation, cellular component: lysosome. The coding region runs from base 1 to 735 and encodes 244 amino acids. The record is from RefSeq and is a predicted model, not a curated record. The transcript has 2 exons. NCBI's taxonomy places the organism in Eukaryota, Viridiplantae, Streptophyta, Magnoliopsida, Fabales, Fabaceae. Gene Ontology annotation, molecular function: cysteine-type endopeptidase activity.
AUGAUUUCUCACACCAUAAACCUAUUUUUCAUCUUCACCAUCUUCACCACAUUCUUAUGUCUCUCUUCAUGUGAUGAUGGCAUCCCAAACAAAUACUCCUCCAUAUUGGGUCCUAACAACGAUAAGCUUCCUACUCAAGAUGAAGCUAUACAGUUAUUCCAACUAUGGAAGAAAGAACAUGGACGUGUCUACAAUGACCUAGCACUCAUGUCUAAAAAAUUUGGCAUUUUUCUUUCUAAUUUAAGGAUUAUCACAAACGCUAAUAGAAAAAGAAACUCAUCUGAUGAUUUCCUUCUUGGUCUGACAAACUUUGCUGAUAUGAGCUCCAAGGAGUUCCAAGAAAGUUACUUACACGACAUUGACAUGUCUGGCAACACGAUGAAUCUGCAGGAUGAUGUUCAUUUACCAAGUUUUACUUUGCCUACAUCCGUAAAUUGGAUAAAACAAGGAGCUGUUACUGAUGUUAUGGAUCAAAUUCCUCCUUGUAAUAGUUGCUGGGCAAUCUCAGCUGUAGGAGCCAUUGAAGGAAUAAAUGCAAUAAAGAAAAAGAACCUAAUAAAACUUUCUGUUCAAGAGCUUGUGGAUUGUGACUCGGGGAGUCAUGGUUGCGAGGGGGGAGAAGUCCGUACUGCAUACGAUUGGGUUAUAAGUAACAAGGGGAUUACAGAUGAAUAUAACUAUCCUUAUACAGCACGGAAGGGUCCCUGCAGAUCCUCAUCGGUAUCUUUUUGUUAA